UUCAGGCAGCCGUUCCAAAAAUGAUCAAAUUUCCUCUCACCCCCCUCGUCUCUCUUCUACCUCUUCUACUUGUACUACUUGUAUUCUUUUUCCACCCCACAAUUUUUUAUUAUUCUUCUCAGACCCCUAAAGAACUUCACGUUUACAGCCACGUCCAGCUGGCGCGCUCCCCCUGUCAAGGCACAUUGUAUCCAGACCUCUGCUUCUCCACCGUCGCCGCCUUCCCGGAACUCCGCCGGAAAACUCUACCGGAAAUUAUCGCCGGUACGGUGAACGUUACUAUGAAGGAGGUCGGAUCCGCCGCCUCCAACUGCAGCAGCAUCCGCCGCAAGCUCAUGAGGAAGCUCGAGCCGCUGGAGCUGCGAGCGCUGGACGACUGUCUCGAGCUGUUCACCGACACCGUCGACGAGCUGAAGAAAAUCCUCACCGACUUAUCGGCGAGCUCCUCGCCGGAAAAGUACUACGACGACUUGCUGACGCUCCUCAGCGGCGCGAUGACGAAUCAGUACACCUGCCUCGACGGAUUCGCGUACAGUAAGAACAACACUCGGCGGUUUAUCGAAGGCAGGCUGAGGAGGAUUUCGCGCCACGUCAGCAAUUCGCUCGCCAUGGUUAAGAAGCUGAAGAGGAAAAGCAGGAAGAGAACGGCGGCGGCGGCGUUUGGUAAAACUAGCGGCGGUUUUCCGGCGUGGCUGACGAGGAAAGAGCGGCGGCUGCUGCAAUCGCCGACGAACCAGACGAGGUUCGAUCUGGUGGUGGCGAAGGACGGCAGCGGGAAUUUCAGAACCAUUAAUGAGGCGCUGAGCGCAGCUCCUAACAAUAGCAACCGGAGAUUCGUGAUUUACAUAAAAUCGGGGGCGUAUUAUGAGUACCUGGAGGUGGAGAGGAAGAAGACGAUGCUAAUGCUCGUCGGCGACGGGAUCGGGAAGACGCUGAUCAAAGGGAACAGGAGCGUCGUCGACGGCUGGACCACUUUCCGAUCUGCUACAGUCGCUGUGGUAGCAAACAAUUUCAUAGCGAAAGGCAUAACCUUCGAGAACUUCGCCGGCCCCAGCAAGCACCAAGCGGUGGCGCUCCGGUCCGGCGGCGAUUUCUCGGCGUUCUACCAAUGCAGCUUCGUGGCCUACCAGGACACGCUCUACACCCACUCCCUCCGCCAAUUCUACCGCGACUGCGACGUCUACGGCACGAUCGACUUCAUCUUUGGCAACGCCGCCGUCGUCCUACAGGGCUGCAAUCUCUAUGCCCGCCGGCCUAACCCCAACCAGCGCAACAUAUUCACGGCACAGGGCCGGGAAGAUCCUAACCAGAACACCGGAAUCUCCAUCCUCAACUGCAAAGUGGCUGCAGCUGCCGACCUCCUCCCCGUCCUGUCACAAUUCAGGACGUACCUCGGCAGGCCAUGGAAGCAGUAUUCCAGGACAGUGUUCAUGCUGUCCCACAUGGAAAGCGUGGUGGAUCCCAAGGGGUGGCUCGAGUGGGACGGCGACUUCGCUCUGUCCACACUCUACUACGGCGAGUACGCAAACCGCGGGCCGGGAUCGAACACCACUGCCCGGGUGCAAUGGCCGGGAUACAAAAGGGCGUUGAACACGACAGAGGCCAACCAAUUCUCCGUUGGGAGUUUUAUUCAGGGCAGCCAGUGGCUGCCCGCAACAGGGCUUCCGUUCUAUGUAAAUUUGACGGCCAGUUAAAUAUAAGUAGCUUCCGCGCGCAUUAUAUUAACUUAUAAAGCUGAUCAACAAUUUCAAGCUCGAUAUGUAUCUUUUACACAUUCCUUUUUAUUCAUCGUGUACAAGGAUAGGUUCAUACCUUUCAAGAUCCCUUCUAAACCGCGCCAUCGGCACUGAAAGGAACAGAUUUCACCUGGACAUGAUUAACUACAAUGAGUACAGCUUACAAACAUGGUGUGUAGUAGCAGGGAGAUGAUAAAAGAACUGACCAGAUUCCGGAAUUUGAGAAUAUAAAACAUCUCUAGAUACCGGCGAGUCUCGCGCCUUUCCAGCUUGGAGACAUGCUUCCAGAAGCCAUAGACGCCGGCUAACGUCAUCAGCCUCUUAGAGUAAAUCUUCCAUGUAUACCUUUGAGGUUAAGUCACCAGGAUUGUAAGCAACACCAAAACUACAUAUUCCUGUGUACUAAAUUUCUAUAUAAGGGUUAACUUAUACCUUUCAUAAAUCCUGCUGAGACCACCUUCAGAUAUGCUAGCCCAGUGGCUUGGAUCUUCAUUGCAUUUCUGGAAGAAAUCAGCCAUGAGGGUAGCCGCUUUGUCGGGAUGAUAUGGGUCGAUAUGAAAUCCGGAUACACCAUCUUCAAUGAUCUCCAAUGGGCCUCCGUGGCACGUGGCGAAUGUGGGGAGGCCGCAGGUCAUGGCCUCCACCACCGUCAGCCCAAAGGCUUCGUAGAAUGCAG
This is a messenger RNA of Andrographis paniculata, 2412 nucleotides long. Its product is annotated as pectinesterase. Gene Ontology annotation, biological process: cell wall modification. The transcript is spliced from 2 exons. The record is from RefSeq and is a predicted model, not a curated record. The coding region runs from base 21 to 1694 and encodes 557 amino acids. Gene Ontology annotation, molecular function: pectinesterase inhibitor activity; pectinesterase activity. Lineage: Eukaryota; Viridiplantae; Streptophyta; Magnoliopsida; Lamiales; Acanthaceae.